UCUGUUUCAAGGCGCGCAAAACUGUGCUUUGGCGCAAUGUUUCUUUCAUAGUUUUAAAAUAUCCAAAAUCCAGCUUGAUUUCAAUUCAAAUAAGUUUGUAUUUUUGUGAAGUCAAUAUUUUGCAGUAAUUAUGAAUAACGACAGUUUUCAACUGCACUCGACGCAAUUUACACCGUUAAAAAACAUACGUUCUAGAAUUUUAGUAGCCAGAGAAGAUACGUUAAAUCUAUCGUCAAUAUUAAACGAAACAUCUAUUUCCAGACAUUUAAACGAUACCAGUUUAAGGCAGAUUUUAGAUGACUCUGCUACCAUCGUGAACGCAGGAAAUGCCGGUGGUGGAUUAAGUGAAUCUUUCUUUAAAAUAAUACAAUCGAGCCGGCCCAGCGAUGUCUUACAUACAUUGCAGAGGUUAGCCCAUGUUUGUUAUGAGUCGUUGGAGCUUGUUGAACCAUGGAAUAGAUAUAAUGCGCAUAACUAUUGGCUAGCUGAGGAAGCUAACACAUGGAAGCUUCUAUAUAGUUUGUACGCGGAUACACUAUUAGAUCACCCAGAGUCGCUAGACAGUUUGAUAACUGAGGUAACUUUGUCUCAGCAGACGUUAGUCGAUGCUCUAUAUAAAACGGAUUCUGGACUGCGACUUAUGCUUGUAUUGGUGAAUUGGCUUGAAACGACUGCAGCAUACCAAGAAGAGGCAACAAAGACUUCGGCAACAGUGGUAGGGAAUGAUAUACAUUGGGGAAACACUCUUCAUGAGCUCCUUAUUGGGAAUAGUUUGUUUAAUAAGGAGAAGAACACGGCUAUGGUUACUUGUUUAGACCCUGAUGCACCAAGACGUCAAAAGAAAGCUAUUCAUUCGGAUGAUCAGAAGGAUGAUAAUGAUUUAUGUAAGCGAAUUUUCACAGAAGUGAGAUGUGGUAACUUUGAACAAGCAGUGUCUCUUUGUAUCAAUGCUGGUCAAGCUUGGAGAGGUGCUGCACUGCAAGGCUGGAGGUUGCUUCAUUAUUUACCAAGAGAAAACUCUAAUUCUCCUGUAGAAAUUGCUGGAAAUCCUUCUAGAGACCUUUGGAAAUGGUGUGCUUUGGGAAUAGCUAAUAAUGUUACGGAAAAUAUGCAUUACAGAGCUACAGUAGCAAUUCUGUGUGGCUCUUUAGCAAGUGCUAUUCCAAUCUGCCAAGGAAAUUGGGAAGAUUUGCUUUGGGCACAUCUCCGAGUACAAAUUGUUGCAAGAGUUGAUAAAUUUCUAAAUGAACAUCAUGCCACUGCGGAAGCAAAUACAACUACUACAGAAGUCAUGGAUUUAUUACAGAAAGAACUGCAUGUAGAAGAAAUGUCCUUGCAGCAAAUAUUCAGUGCUAUUAAAGCUCUUAUGAAUGGUAAAAGGGAAUCAAAUUAUCAAAUUUGCCAGAGGUAUUUAAUGUUAGGUAGUGUAAGAGCAAUAAUGCAAGAUUCUUUGAAUUGGCUGGAGAAUGGUGAUGAACGAUUUGUUAGAUUCCUUGCACAUUUGGUACUGGUAUUGAGACUGAUGGGCAAGGACCCACAUCAUGAUAUUGGAGAUACUGUUUUGGAGAAAUAUGUCACUCAGCUGGUGAACACACUUAUUACUGGAUCAGAGGAGAGUCCUGAACUUAUAGCAUAUUAUACUUCAGUACUGCCAAAUGAUAGACAAAUACAUUUAUAUGCAGAAUUUAUGGAUAAAAUAUACAAAAGAAAUUUGAGAGAAGGUGUUGUCAAAGCUGGUAUUAAUGCAGGUUUAGAUGUUGCCGCAUCAGCACGAUUGGCUAUUUUAAAAAGUAUUGCGGGAAUCCAAGAAGGUUAUGGUGAUAUUGAAAUGUCAAUAAAUCAAACUGCCUUUGAAAAGGAUAAACCAUUAAUUGACAAUGUUAUAUCUUCAUUAGAAUGGCUUUCCCUGAUAGAAAACCAACAAAUAGAAGCCCUUUGGUUGUGUAAUGCUAUGGCAAGGAAAUUUAUUUUCCUAGGCAACACUGAUGCAGCAUCAUCAUGUAUUGUUAAUCUAGAGAAAUUGUUUUCAAAUAUUGUAAAUGAUAGAAUUACAUGUUCAUCAGAACUUCGGGAAUAUUUGUGUUUAAAAACAUAUCUGGAAGGUCUAGAAUGUUUUGCUACAUGGUACAGGCAGUAUAUAAGUGGAAUGCCUAAAGAUGUGGAGCCCUUGUCAGCCGAUGCAACUUUCUCUGAUAAAGUUCAUCAUGAACAAAGAACUGCGGUUGUUAAACAACAGAAGGCUCAAUGGAAAAAUACUGUAUAUUAUCAAGCUCGACAUGCUAAAAAAAUAUUAUAUGAUGUCCUGCUAUUUCCCGGUGGUUGGCUGCAAGAUCAAAAUGAUGGCACAUCCUCCCAAAACUUUACAGAAGAAGAUAAACAGGACAGAGAAAAACAACUGGAGACUUUGAGGAAACUGUGCAUUCCAGAAGUUACUAUACUGAUCUUAAAGAUACUGCAAAGCGAUGAUGAUAUCAAUAAUCACAAAGAAGCAGUUAAAUUAAGUGAUUUGAUUGCCGGAGAAAACAGAUGUCUUUAUAAGGUGUUCACAAAGUCAAAACUUUUGGAGAUAUUGGACAGGAUUAAAGAAUCAAGUUUAGUAUUAGUGGAGAAAGGCAAAGAUAUGUUUGGUUAUGAAUUGGAUGAAUAAUGUUGUUUAUAUUUAUAAUUUAAUAAACAUUUGUAUUGAUUCUA
Molecule: messenger RNA, 2691 nt
Organism: Papilio polytes (common Mormon)
Lineage: Eukaryota; Metazoa; Arthropoda; Insecta; Lepidoptera; Papilionidae
Gene: Nup107
Product: nuclear pore complex protein Nup107
Exons: 1
Coding region: 131-2647 (838 amino acids)
Biological process (GO): regulation of DNA-templated transcription; protein import into nucleus; post-transcriptional tethering of RNA polymerase II gene DNA at nuclear periphery
Cellular component (GO): nuclear pore outer ring; nuclear pore
Molecular function (GO): structural constituent of nuclear pore
Source: RefSeq, a predicted model, not a curated record